Lactuca virosa is the source of this 363-nucleotide messenger RNA. The record is from the annotation of a GenBank genome assembly. NCBI's taxonomy places the organism in Eukaryota, Viridiplantae, Streptophyta, Magnoliopsida, Asterales, Asteraceae.
AUGUGCUUUGUGCUAUUGUGCAAGGCACUGAACAUCCCUACUUCACUCUCUGUCUUCCGGUUUUUUUAUGUGACUAUGAUCAGAAAAAGUUGGAUCUCCUUCUCCCUUUGUCGCGGAGGGAUCGACAUUUGCGAUGGUCUUCCUUCGUCCAUCAAGAAGUUGAAGGAAAAAAUGUUCUUUGUGGAUGCCUCCACCAUAACUACUCCUAUGCAUUUUGGGGAUUUAGCAAACCAGGAUACAGACCCUGCCCCUGAGUUGACCAUUGCUGAACAUGACGUUGUUAAGAGGAUAAUAUCCAAUUAUCUGGUGUGGUCCAGUCAUGACGAGUCAACUCUGAGUCUAUCUGAAUUGGAUUGUUAUUGA